AUGGGAACACCUAAAGGAGUGGAAAAUGGAGAGUAUGAGUACAAGGAAAACCAAGGGUUAACAAAGUCAUAUUACUUGGUGGUUUUCAUCUCAUCUUUGUUGAUAAGCACAAUAGGAGGCUCUUUGCUUGGGUGGUGGCUACACAAAUACCAUCCAACAAAUAGACAACUUUGGAUGGUGCCCUUUAGCCUCAUUCUUUUGUUUACCCCAGCCAUUGUUUGCUUCUCCCUCAUCAUUUCUGGCUUUCGUGUUUCCAAAAACGAGGAAGAGGAUGUUCUCAGCAUGAGUCAACGAAUUCAUCCACUAAAUGACUCUCUUUGUGGCCCAAAGAGCUGA
Molecule: messenger RNA, 336 nt
Organism: Sphenostylis stenocarpa
Lineage: Eukaryota; Viridiplantae; Streptophyta; Magnoliopsida; Fabales; Fabaceae
Source: the annotation of a GenBank genome assembly